AUUUAUAUAAAACUGCCACAGGAGCUGAUUUUAAAUCCUUUUGGUGGUUUUAAGUUUUGAGAUGACUUCACUGAUCUUAUUGGACAGAUGUGACAAACAGCUGUUUUCCAGCUUCCUGAACAAAAAAUAUCAUUUUACACACGAACGACAGAGGUCCGAGCUUUCUGAACAGCAGGCUUUUAUUGUGAAGACGUGGCUCGGGAGCUUCCGGUCCGUGGUUGACUCUGUGGGACUUGACGCAGCUCAGCGGGUCUAUAAACCGGAGGACUCCAGCUGCGGGUCCAGAUGAGGAUGGCGGGGGCAGGCGCUCCGUCCCGGCUGUGACUGGCCUCACGCACCGCCUCCUCCUCCUCCUCCUCACCAUGCGGGACCCCCGGACCUGGACCCCCGCGUUCGGCCCGGCGGAGCGGGGCAAACCUGCCACCUACACCGGGGACAAGAAGGCGAAGCUGGUGGCCAAAGCCAACAAGAAGUGGGUGAGACUGGCCACCGUGGUGGUCUACGUCCUGUCCGUGUCUGUGGCCGCCGUCAUCCUGGCUGUUUACUACAGUCUCAUCUGGAAACCCACAGCUGGACCCGGACUGACCGGGACCGGGACCGGGACCUCCAGGACUGAGAGGAACAUCACUGGUCCAAGUUCUCACAGUAAUAAUCAUGAGACUAAAUGCAACGCCACUAUGAGCUCUAUUAAUAUUAAUAUUGAUCACACUGACACUCAGAGUACCGGCUCCGGGGAAGCGUCUCCCGGGGACACCGGCCGCCACACCGCUCUGGCUGCCCCGGUUCCUUCCACCGGACCGGCCGAGCCAGCUAAGGCCGGGCAGGGCUUCACCUCCCCGGCGCUGACCACCGCCGAGCCGCUCGCUGCGACCGCGGAGGAUCCGUCCAACCUACCGACACACCGGGCCGCGGCGGGCCGGGACCCGGCGGCCGGUGUCGGCUGGACGGAGACGGACUCCUCCGGGUCCGGGAUGGAGGAGCUAGUGACGGCGGAGAGGACCAUUACCGGGAAACUGUGACUCUUUCAAAAUAAAGUACCUGUAUGUAUUGUAUGAUUUAUGAUCACUUCUGUGUUGUCCCUUUAGUAAACACUGUGCGGGUUUAAAGCUGUGCCUGUAUUCAGUGUUUAGUUCAUGUGUUCGUUUCAUUUAGCUCUUCACAUCACGAAACACCGGGACCAGGACUUCACAAACACUGAGGUCUUGAGGACCCCAGACCCUCAUGUGGACCCCAGAUCUGACCUAAAUUCAAGUUUUAUUUCUUCAAAUAAUUGAUUUUUUAAAUCGUGUUGUUCAUCAUCUGAUGUUUAUCAUGUCAUGUUUAUUAUAUUUCAUAUUUUGACAAUUUAAAGGAUCAUUUAAACAAUAAAUCUCCGUUUUCAGAAGAC
Messenger RNA from Siniperca chuatsi (mandarin fish), 1387 nucleotides. RefSeq lists its product as uncharacterized. Lineage: Eukaryota; Metazoa; Chordata; Actinopteri; Centrarchiformes; Sinipercidae. The transcript has a single exon. The record is from RefSeq and is a predicted model, not a curated record. Bases 363 to 1019 code for a protein of 218 amino acids.